GCGGCACAUUCUCCGUCGAGUCGUCGUAGAGUACGUAUUGUAGAUUUCAAGAUGACUGGUCGCGGCAAGGGAGGAAAAGGAUUGGGAAAAGGAGGAGCUAAGCGGCAUAGGAAGGUCCUGCGUGAUAACAUCCAGGGUAUCACUAAGCCAGCUAUCCGUCGUCUGGCAAGACGUGGCGGUGUCAAGCGUAUUUCUGGCUUGAUAUACGAAGAGACGAGAGGUGUCUUGAAAGUCUUUCUAGAGAACGUUAUUCGCGAUGCUGUAACUUAUACCGAGCAUGCCAAGAGGAAGACGGUGACUGCUAUGGACGUAGUCUAUGCUCUGAAACGGCAAGGAAGAACCUUGUAUGGCUUUGGUGGUUAAUGCGACCCAAUAUUCGUCAGAACCAAAACGGCCCUUUUCAGGGCCAACAAUCUCAUUAUACGUAUCGGAAUUACCUUAGAAAGCAUGUAUUAUAUUGUCUAAAUUUAAUAUUUAUAUAAAAUGUAUGUUUAUUAAAUAACUUUGAAAGAACAAAAUUUUGA
Messenger RNA from Cataglyphis hispanica, 524 nucleotides. Its product is annotated as histone H4. The coding region runs from base 52 to 363 and encodes 103 amino acids. The record is from RefSeq and is a predicted model, not a curated record. Gene Ontology annotation, biological process: nucleosome assembly. The transcript has a single exon. Gene Ontology annotation, molecular function: structural constituent of chromatin; protein heterodimerization activity; DNA binding. Gene Ontology annotation, cellular component: nucleosome. NCBI's taxonomy places the organism in Eukaryota, Metazoa, Arthropoda, Insecta, Hymenoptera, Formicidae.